Phyllostomus hastatus (greater spear-nosed bat) is the source of this 9119-nucleotide messenger RNA. RefSeq names its product IgA inducing protein (gene IGIP). The record is from RefSeq and is a predicted model, not a curated record. Lineage: Eukaryota; Metazoa; Chordata; Mammalia; Chiroptera; Phyllostomidae.
UUCACGUAAUUUUUAAGACAGUUAAGGUUUGGUAUAUUAAGAAAAAUGCUUACAUCAAAUGUUUUUGUUCCUGCUUUUUUAUGGAAAUUGAUGUUUGUGGGGGUUGUCUCAUUCACUGUGUCUGUGCUUUAACAUUUUCAUUUGGCACUGUUGAAACUUUUCUAAACACACUUUUAUGACAUUUUGGGUUAUCUGCCAACCAUGGUGGACCCUACCUUGGGCAUGAUUAUUUUUAUCUCCCUCGAUGGUUCACCUUCUGUUCUUCAUAUUCCCACUAAUUUUUUAUAUAUUACUUACACACACAUUCCGGAUGAUUUUAGAACGGGGAUUUCUGAAAUUGUUGCUCUGGUGGCUUUCAUAGCUCCACAGUUCAUUUUAUUAUACAUGUGAACAUAUUUUUAGAAAUUUUUCCCCAAAAAACAUAAGAUACCAAAUCUAAUGACUUUUACCUUUUCAGAGUCUUUUCAAUACCAGAAUGAGAUCCUGCUUUCUAAGUAAAAGGAUGCUAAAACAACAGAAUCUUAGCUAAAAACCUAGGUUUGAAACAAUUGGUGAUAACUCUGAGUAUAACAUUUAUUGUUGAUUAUCCCUAAAUUUGAAUAUCUUAAUAAUUUGGAGAUAUAUAUACUUCCACAGGAGGGUGAAAUGAAUAGAAAAAAUUUAUUGGAGUUGCUUAAGUGAAUAAAUAUACAGAAAUUAUUUGUGCAAAGUUGUUAAAGUUUACCUAUUUUUAAAUCAGACAUUGUAAUAUUUCUGUUUUGUUUUCAUUGCAAGUUAGAAUAUAGGCUGUUCAUAAUGAAGUACCCUAUAAAACUAAAGUGACCACUGCUAUUAUAAUUAUUGUUUUCACCUGACAGCAUUAAUUACUAUAGAGAAUUUAUAAUAUAUUUUUAAGAACAUCUGACUUUAAUAUUUGAAAAAUUAUUGAUCCUAAAACAAAACCUAAAUUCAAGGCCUAAGUCAUUUGACAGGCUCUUUUUGAACAUAAAUUAUUUUGGGCUAAGUGAAGAUCAUUUAAACUGGCAUUAAUUAGCAUGAGUCAAGUAGAAUUUCUUGAUGCAAGAACAACCAGAUGAAAAGCGAAAGCUGAUUGGUUUCAAGCCAACAGUUUGUCACCUUUCAGCUGCUAAACUGAUUAUCAAGGUUUGAUGUUGAAUAGUCUAGGCAAUUUACAUCUUUAGUAAAGUUUGUGGCAAAAGUCACGUGUUAAAAACAUUUUUCUUAAAAAGAAUUUCAUGGCUACCCAUUUAUUUUUAUUUUGUCCCCAUAGUAUGUUUGGUAUUUUCUUUUUUUUUCUUUUUUUUUUCUUUUUUUUUUUACCAAUGUGCUUUGCUUUUGUGGAAAAUUGUCUUGUUUGACAGGUGGAAACAUGGUGGUGAUACUCUAUGUAAAAUAAAAUUACUGAUCAAAAGUAUUUUAUUCAUUUUAGAAUUGCAAGAUUUUUACACUUUCAUAAAUACAUACUUUGUUUCAAUGAUUAUUAGUAAUUUGCUUAUUAAAUUUUUAUAGCAUUUCAUGGGAAAAUUUUAAACUAAAGAGUUUAAUUUUCUUGAUUUAGGGUGCACUUUAAUAAUUCAAGAGGCCUCCAAGUUCAAGGACCAAAUCUUUAUGUUCUAGAAUUUUGAAAAACAUGGAAAUACUCUUGUUAGCAUGUGUUUUGGUCUAAACUGGAUUAAUGCAGAAGGAUCCUAAGAGGACUUAAGAUGUCCUUAUUGUAAACUGGCAGUCAAACUAAUGGGACAGGUGACUUAUGUAUUCACUUUGAUUUAGUCCAACAGUAAUGGCCAUCAGCUAAUGAAUUAUUAGACACAUGUUGGGAUUGGGUCAAACUCCCAUUGACCUGGAGUGGGUUGACAGUUUCCUGUGCAGGUAAUUGUUGGUGGCAUGUGACCUACCUCCCUGACAAAUACAUCUGGCUUUUUCUUUCACCCAUCUUCCUGUUUGUCUCUCCUUUAUUAUUCUUGUCAUAGGCCUGCCAGUGGCACUAAAGCGUAAUCCCUUGAGAAGGAAGUAAAGAAAUUGCUGACUCCUACCUUAACAGCUAACUGACCCCAGAAACAUUUUUGUAUUAUGAGGUAAUCAGGCAGUUUUUAUGACUGGUGUUGGCCCCAUAGUCUGAAGCUGGUUGUUUGAAAGAUAGCAAUAUUGUUCGUUAAGAAAUUUGUAAAUUAAAGAGAGUAAAAGUAUGUGUAUUUUAGGUAAGUUACUGGGGGCUGAGACUUACUGGUUUGGAAAUCUGAGAGCAGAAAAGGGAGAACUGUUUGAUAUGUUUGAGUAUGGGAGUGUGAGAGGUAUAUAAGGGAAAGGUUUGGAGGAAAAGUGGGAGAAAUUUUUAUUGGAGAUAGGAAAAGAUACUAAGGUAGAGUCUAAAAUAAGAGUUGUUGGCUAAGGGCAGUGAAGUUGAUCUUUGUUAAAGAAGUUUCAAUAAAGCCAGAGAAAAUUGUGAGAAAGCUGUUGGCCUGUAACUAGAUGUUAUGAUGAUGAUGCAUUAUACAAACGUGUUUUCACAUAUAGGAUUUUUCCUUUUCUGGACAAAUUUAGUAGAGUAAUUGUGGAAUGGCAACUUUUCUGGUCAUGGCAAAUUGGUACUGGGGACUUACUACUUUUAGAGAAGAUAAAAUUUCAAACUUCUUUGCAGGUAUAAUUUUUAAACUAUCAGGAAUAUAUAUCAUAUGUAGUAUCUGUUCUUAUCUUUACUUUUCAAAAUGGUCCUUAGAUCAAAAUCAUUUGAUUCCGCAGAGAUCUACAGUGUAUUUAUUAUGCCUUGCUUUUACAGAAUCUUGAGCCUUUGGUUCACAUGAAUUUCUUAGAAGAGGACAAUAAACCAGAAAAAAAUACUAAAUUGCAAUAUUAGGUAUCUUUCCUAUUUCUUCUACAUUUGCAAUCCUAAGAGCCAUUUAAAUUGUGAACUUUAUGAGACCCUCAGAAUACUACAUUUAUGAAAUUAGAUAACUCCCUCCCAAACUCAAGUUUGUACUCUCACCUCUAUUACUUUAAAAUUGUAGAAUUUCCAAGAGUUCAGUGGUGGAAGAUAUUGGUAAUAUAAUUUAGUACAUCUCGGAAGUUCUUAUGCCCUUUGUAGAGGGAAUUGAUUGUGUUUAGAUUUCUGUUCCCAAUAUUCCCAAAGCAUUUUAAGUUAUUUAAGAUAAAUAAUUUCUAUAAUAUGUUUUAAAGUGACAUAAUUCAAGUAUAUUUAGAUUAACUCAUGUUUUCUAGCUUAGUAUGGACUUAGUGAUUUUUGACAGAUUACUUUCAAGUUUAAUUUUACCCAAAUCUGUGUACAUUAGUGAUAAAAUUUCUUUAAAGAUAGCUAAAUGAGGGGUUUUGAUUUUGUAUUUGGAAGGUAAUUUUUGUCAAGUUUAUUAACAUCAGAAUUGUUUUUAUAACAUUUUGUGGAGUUGACAGUAUAAUUUUCCCAAUUCAUUAUGUAUCAGAUUUGAAAUUAUAAUACAGUUACAAGCCAGUCCAGAGCCUUCUUAAGUAGCCCCCACCCUUAGUAAUUGUUUGAGAAGAAGUGAAUUCCCAAAUCCAUGUCAAGAACCAGUGAUUUAAAUGUCUCUGUAAGGCUUCCGUGAGUCUAGCCAAUGGAGAUAAAUGAUAGCCCAUUUCCAUGCUGCAUAGUUGUUAGGGUUUAUAAAAUUGUCAAUAUGUAAAAGUGCAAAAGCAGGAAAAACUCUAAAAUUGCCUAUAAAUUUUGUAGUUUUCAUUAUUUGCACUAUUUACCUUUGCACUUGAUUUUUUGGAAGUUAAGACUAGUCACUUUCACUUUUGUUUCUAGUCUUUCUGAUUUCUUAGAGUUAUGUUUUCAAUAUCCCACCCAAAGCAAGCUUAUAUGCAAUUAAAUAUGCUUUAUAAAUCCAAGAAAAUAUUUUUUAGUGUUAGCUAUGUAGAAAAAUUGUUUUGAUGAAAUUUUUAAUAUGGGCCUUUAUUUGCCAAUAAAAUCCUUUGUAAAUGUGAGCUUUAUUAAGCUAUUUGAAUAGACAAAGUGAAAGCUUAGGAUAUAUAUAUAUGAAUGAAUAUAUAUAUUCUUUGAGAUAUAUAUGUGGGGGUGUGUGUGUGUGUAUGUGUAUAUAUAUAUAUAUAUGAAUGAAUAUAUAUAUUCUUUGAGAUCCAACUUCCAGCCUGAGAUGGACUGGUUUUGGAGUGAUUUGUUUUCACUCAAGUCAAUGAGAUUUGAGUCUAGCUGGCUGUGGCUUAAAAAUCUGGAAGUGAAGUGGGUGGCAAGUGGCACUCCCUCUUUCAUGUAGUUUUCCAUAAUGCUCAUAGAGUUUUCUCAUGAUCUAUGUGAUAUUACUGGUAUAGAAAGAAUUAUAUUAAAUGAAUAUUCCUUUUUGGAAUUCAAGGUUGACUCAUUUUUUGAGGGGGUGUGGCAAGGGAUAAGAGACUUUAUUUUAACUAGAGACAUUCUUAUAACCUCAAGAUGUGCUCUAGAAAGAAUAAGUGAACAAAAAGUGUACGUGUGAACAUAUUUUUUGUCUUAGUGAGAUUGUGCAACACAGGUUCAGAAUUGCAAAAAAAUAAAAAAGGUUGAUGGUUUUGUCAAUAGAACAGAAAUGUUUUGGCUAAAAUUAUUUUUGUAAGUUAUUUAAUUAUUUCAUUUUAUAUUCCCUUUCCCAUAGCCUUUUAGGCACUUCAUACUUAAACCCAGCAAGUGAGAGGCCUCUCUAGAUCUGGUUUAUUUUUGGAAUGCCUGAGUGUGUUUCUGGAUUGGGAGGGGUGGGCAGGGGGCAGUGUUUUAAUUCUUGACAUGCUCUUCUCAGCAUGUUUUGCUAGUUGUUCUGGAUCUUAUGUUUGUAAAUUGCGUUGAAAAUUCAGUGAUGUAUUUGAAAUGAGAAAGUCCUCUGACAUAGUGUGGAUGUUUGUGGCUGGAACCUUUUGGCUUUGUUUUUAAUUUGGGUAGAAAGUUAAAUUUUCAUUGUUCAGAUUUUAGGCUUACCUAGUAGAAUUGUGCCCAGUAGUUGUCUAAAUAUGGACCAAUUUUGGGAAAUGAGUUGACAGAUCUGUAUCUGAUUCCAGAUACCUUUACUCAAAAUCAUAAAGGAAAGGCUUGCAUCAUUAGAGUUGUCUUAAGUUUUAUGUUGUCAGAACUUUAAAUGUGGAUGAUGAUCAACAUUAUAUGUAUGAAUUUCCUUUGGAGAAAGAGAAAAGUCCAGUCUCCAAACCUUUUCUUGGAGACUAAAUUUACCAUAUAUGGAAAAUGAGAAAAGUUUUAGCAAGUGGCUUUAUUUUUUAAUAGAGUUUAAUCAGCUUAAUUAUUUUUCCUAAUUUGAAGCACUAUUUUCCAAAUAUGAAUAAGGGGAAAAUAUUAGCAAUUUGGCUUCCCCCUUUUUUGAGGCCAUUGUUUUCUGCCCCCAUUUCCCAAUCCUGGUAUAAAAUGAAUUACGGGUAUCCCUCUAAGUAUCCCUCUAAGUACCUGUAACCCCUUUCUGGGGUCAUAAAUACCUUUGAUAAUCUGAUGAAAGUGAUGGACCCUCUCCCCAGAAAAAUGCACAUGGGUAAUUUUGCAAACAACCUCAGGGGCAUCACACAUCUUCUGAAAUAGCAAGUUAAAGGAUCUCUGCUCUAAGUAAACUCUAGAGAAAAUUUGUAUGCAAUUAAUUGAUAAAAUUAGGAACUAGCUAUUGGCCUAAAACAUUUCAGAUUGGAAUUAUUGUUAGAUGGUGGCCCCUACUAGCAAAAUGUGACAUUGCAACCAGCUUUAUUAGACAUUUUAACAUCCAGACAGAAGGUAAAAAGAAGCAAAGUUCUGAGAGCUAUUCAUAAGGAGUCAGGGCAUCUCUAGACAUGGGAGCCAUUCCUGGUUCAAGGCAGGGGUCAGGGUGCCUGACAGCUUCUAGCAGGGUAGAGUUUGAUAAACCACAAUGCUCAGGAUGCCAAGGGGUUAGCCAUUAUCUUAACCCCUUCCUCACCAAAAGAUUUUAGUUUUGUCUAUUGGAAAACAAAAUGUCACUAGGGAAAAAAAAGAUUUGCCUUAUAACUUUGCUAGAACACAUCAGUUUGGUGAUAUAUGGGACACCAGUAUUAUUUUUGAGGAAGUGCGUAAAACCAAAGUAAAUUAUUCUCUAUGUAGAACAUUAUUUACUAGUAACAUUUCUUUGGAUGUAUUAGCUUUGACAAUUUUUACCAGUAAAUAUUGGUUUCAUUUAAAACUGGGAAUCCAGUUUAUAAUUAGGAUAGCUGUUAUAUCUGUCCUUUCCCCCAUGUAAAGAGUAAUUUAAAGAUUUAUGCAUACUUCUUACUUUUCUCUCUCGAUGCCAUGGAGUGGGGUGGGUGGAGUGGGGGGAGAUCUUUGAGUCAACAACUGACAAAAUGUCUUCUCCAAAUUUAAAAAUUGAGAAGCAGCACUUUAAGUGUAACUCUACACCAUUUUAGUGCAUGUAUUUUAAUAAUGAUUUUUGGUGCAUGCCUUUGGGCUUAUUCAAAAGUGUACAAUAGGAAAGUAUAUUUCCUUUCUUAGAAAGGAGAUGUUUUUCUACUUUGCAACAUGUGAUUACGAAAAUCUUCCUCUGUGGGAAGAUUAAUCAUGUAUUGAACUACUGAAAAGUAUGUAUUUUUAGAUAUACAGAAGGAAAUCUACAUGGAGCAGCAUUCAGACCUAUAUAGAAGUCAUAGCAUUCUGUAUAGGACCAAAAAUGAAAUAACAUGAAACACUUAAACAGACUUUGUUGGGUAGAAAUACCUUUAGAUCUUGCAUUGACUUCCAAAAAGAAAAUGCCACAGAAGUUUGUUGAAAACUUUUGUUUGAAUUUUCUCUGUCAGUGUAUUUAGCCCAAAUAUAACAGUUUUGGGUUUACACAUACAUUAAGAAUCAAAACAAAGCUAACUAAAUAGAUCAGUCUGGUUUGCCAAUCCAGCUUGACUAAAAUAAGUAAACUAAUCAAUCACUUGCAACAUGAAAAACUGUCCGACUCCUCUGAGGUUUUGACAAAAUUAUCUUGGCUGAUGUGGGAAGACUCCCACUUUGAUUUUUGACCUGACAGUGAAGAUUCAUGCUUCACCUGAUUUCAUACCUGACAGUGUCUGUUUAAGGAGCUAUGGUACAGUUUGCUAAUUCAAUCUCUGAUACCUAUUGAUUACCUGUGAGAUCUAGAGUCCAAAGUAGCCAGCAGCUGUAUCCCUGAGUGCUCUGUGCCCAUCAGAUCUCUUAAAGUAGGCAGAGUUGGGACCAGUCACAGUUCAGAUGAGUGCCUUCAGGUGCUGUGGACAGCCCCAGCUUCAAGAAUUGUAUCUGCUUUUUUCGGGAGUCAUCACUGAACUAAUGUCCCACAUGGUGUUACUUACUGUAGUUGCUCUCUCUUGGAGGAGGCCCAGAGCACACAUCCUAAUUGCUUGUGGUACUCAGAGAGGGGGUGCUAACUCUGAUGCCCUGGCAAAAUUCCAGUUUAGGGAUGUGGGUCUUCUUGCCAUUCUAAUUGGAAAUGUGCAUCGCUUUCCAUUUUCCCUGUUGAUCUCAAUACAAGCCAACCUAGUCUGUUUUUUUGCCCCAGUCCCAAGUCUCUAAGAUGCUGGUGUGUAUUAUAUAGGCCAAGUUCAUGUCUUAUCCUAAUUGCAUAAGAGUUAAGGAAUGAGUAAGUUUGGUCUCAAAGUACCCUGUAGUUGGAGGGUAAACUCUUGGAAUGCUUUGGGGAUGAAAUUGGCCCUCUUUUAGCAUAAGUUGGGGAAUGUGCUAGCCAUAAGGUGUGAGCUGAAACCUAUUUUCCCUCUUUUCUUAGAGCAUUUUGAGAAAAUCUAUUGGGUUUUCAGUAGUCAGGGAAGGCCGGAGUUCUGCAGCUUUAAAUCUGGGUAACCGAGGCUGGUUUGAGCAAGACUUUGGUUAAUUAACUGGGUUCUCAGAUGCCACAGACUCCAUGAAAAGUCACCAUUAUUUUCAAUGGUUGUGAUAGAAAUUCCCCCAGUAGCCAUUAUUUUAAGAUUAUAUUGCAGAGUUGCUUUAUUUGAGCUUUUUGUGUAUACACAAUCCCAAACUGGAAGAAAUUAAAAAAAAAAAAAAGAGGAAUCCUGCUGUGAAAGGUAUAUAUUACUCUAGAUUUUUCUUACUGUAAAUAUUGUAAGAUUGUAAUACUGUCGAUAUUUUAUUAACCAACAAAUGUUAAUCUAUGUGAAUUUAGAGUUAUUUUAAAUGUGCUUCUUAUUUACUGUGUGUGGUUCCUGUUGCUGACAGUAUUAAGUUAUAUUCUGAUGUAAGAUUAACUUUAUUAAAGAAUGUAAACAUUAAUGUUUCCUUAUGGGAAAACAAAUAAAGUAUAAAGAAGACAAUUCUUUUCAUUAAAAUAUACUGUGUAUUUACACUUGCUAGACCCAGCACCACUGACAAAUUUAGUACAUUGUUCAGAAUUUUAGUUAACACAGCUGACAUGGUUGUGCUCUAUUUGAAAGUCUAAAAGUAGGUAUUGUUGGAAUAUAAACAGUUUGUAUUUGUCUGCUGUGAAUCAUCUUGAAAUUUCUAAUCAAGUUUGUAAAAUUUUUAUAGUAAAACAUUUUAAUGACAAUUUAAAAAUUUAUCUUCUUUGAAGAAUGGUCAAAACAAUAUCCUUUCAGAAAUAGAAUUAUUCUUUAAUAUCUUUCCAAAAUGACUUUGGUUAAAUGGACCAGAUGUACAUUAGUUAAAAUUUAGGACAAAGUUGUGGUAUUCUUUGAGUUUACAAGUUAAUCCUUAUUGGAGAUGUGCCAAUUAUACAGUAGAAUAUCAUUAAUUUGCACUGUUUGGGGACCCCAUUAAGAAUGCUUAAUUUUGCCAACUAAGAAGCAAGCAAAUGCAAUUUAAAAAGUAAAUUUGAGCAUUCUGUAUUAAAUAUGUGCAGUUAUUAUCACAUGAAGAAGCGCAGUGUGUCAGGCUGUAAUAUAACCAUACUUGCUGUCAUGUUCUCCCAUCUCAGUGCUGGGAACUCACCAUGUGGAAACCAAGCAAAUGUGUUGUGCAUCAGCUGGCUUGAGUUUGUUCAAUAUCAAAGCUGAAACUAGCAAGGUCUGCUGUACUGCUUAUUGAAGUAUUGUGAUUCUUUUAGGCAUUGAUUCUUACAAAAUAUAUACUGUAACAGUAUACUUUGUACAGAUUUAAAUUUUAUUUGAAAAAAUGAAAUAAAGUAGGCAAAAAAUAAAGAUGUUUAUUUUUCAUGUGA